AGACAGCAAGGUAUAAAGCGGCUUGCACUCGUGUGUUUUUAAAUUUUUUAUCUGGACAAAUAUUUCUCUACCAACCUCUAAGUCCAAAACUUACUACAUUCAAAUCUGAAAUUCACAAGAAAAUUUUAAAAGUUUUGUAAGACAAGAAAAUUGGUAGCACUGUGUAAUUUAAUUUAAUUAAUACUAUAAUAUUUUAAUUAUAUUUGUUUAAAUAAUGUUUAGUUUUGUCGUUUGCAGCAUGAAAUGUCAUUUUAAUUUCUAACCUAUAAAGUUCAGUUUUGGGGGGAAGACGAAUAGUUUUUCAUUUUAUUUAUUGUGCCAAUUUUGAGGUAUUAUGGAGGUAAUGGAAGUCGAAGAAGUCCCACAAGCAGGUCCCUCAACGGAGUCUAGCCAGAUUCCGUUAAAAAAAACAGAUAACCUUCCUUGGAUUGAGAAAUAUCGUCCUCAGACUUUUCAGGAAAUAGUCGGUAAUGAAGACACCACAACCCGCCUUUCAGUAAUCGCCAAACAGGGCAAUCUCCCCAACUUGAUCAUAGCCGGCCCCCCUGGAGUGGGUAAAACCACGACAAUUCUUUGUUUAGCUCGAAUUCUCCUAGGCCCAGCGUUCAAAGACGCCGUUUUGGAACUGAACGCUUCCAACGAUCGAGGCAUAGACGUCGUCCGAAACAAAAUAAAAAUGUUUGCUCAACAAAAAGUCACCCUCCCGGUUGGUCGCCACAAAAUCAUCAUCCUCGACGAAGUCGACAGCAUGACCGAAGGGGCCCAACAAGCCCUCAGACGCACGAUGGAAAUCUACAGCAAUACAACGCGAUUCGCUUUGGCUUGCAACUACAGCGAAAAAGUCAUAGAGGCGAUUCAGUCGCGGUGCGCCAUCCUGCGGUACUCGCGCCUAACAGAUGCCCAAGUCUUGGCCCGGGUGAUACAAGUGUGCCAACAGGAAAACGUUGAGUACACGCAGGAUGGCCUAGAGGCGAUUGUAUUCACAGCUCAGGGAGACAUGAGACAAGCUUUGAACAAUUUACAGUCGACUUUCAACGGUUUCGGGGUUGUUAAUUCCCCAAAUGUGUUGAAAGUCUGCGAUGAGCCCCAUCCAAUGUUAAUCAAAGAUAUGCUCAACAGUUGUGUUAAUGCCGACGUCAGAAAGGCCUAUAAGAUCAUCGACCAUUUGUGGAGUUUGGGGUACGCAGCUGAGGAUAUUAUUAAAAACAUUUUCAAAGUUUGUAAAACUAUAGACAUGGAAGAGACUUUGAAACUUGCGUUUAUUAAACAAAUUGCGAUUACGCACACGAGGGUUGUUGAUGGUUUAUGCUCCUUGGUGCAAAUGUCGGGGCUCAUUUCCAGGUUGUGCAUGGAGGCAAAGGGUCUCAAAAACGAAUGAGUAUAAUUAUAAUUGCAACUUUUUUACUGGUCCUAUUUAAUUAUAUUAUCUUUUAAAUUAAA
Messenger RNA from Tribolium madens (black flour beetle), 1440 nucleotides. It is a transcript of the gene RfC4, whose product is annotated as replication factor C subunit 2. Lineage: Eukaryota; Metazoa; Arthropoda; Insecta; Coleoptera; Tenebrionidae. The coding region runs from base 335 to 1378 and encodes 347 amino acids. Gene Ontology annotation, cellular component: DNA replication factor C complex; nucleus. Gene Ontology annotation, molecular function: DNA binding; DNA clamp loader activity; ATP binding. The record is from RefSeq and is a predicted model, not a curated record. Gene Ontology annotation, biological process: DNA repair; DNA-templated DNA replication. The transcript has 4 exons.